UUAGGAGAUCGGAGAGGUAGGGGGGAGCAAGAAAGGUCUUCAGGUGCGAACUGACCACGUGCAAAGAGGUGCCAGGUGGAGGAAUUGAGGCAAGGAGUUCCAGAGUUUGGUGGCAUAGUGGCCGAACGCACGCUCCUGAUGGCGGACUGGAGGGGACGAGCUUCCCAAAAUGGACUAUGAUUUCAAGAUGAAGCUGACGACGGAGAGAGAGCGGGUGGAGGACCUGUUUGAAUACGAGGGCUGCAAAGUUGGACGAGGCACUUACGGUCAUGUAUACAAAGCCAAACGGAAGGACGGGAAAGAUGACAAAGACUACGCUUUAAAACAAAUAGAGGGUACUGGAAUUUCUAUGUCAGCUUGCAGAGAAAUAGCAUUGCUACGGGAGUUGAAACACCCAAACGUCAUUGCUCUCCAGAAAGUAUUUCUGUCACAUGCAGACAGGAAAGUGUGGCUUUUGUUUGACUAUGCGGAACAUGACCUCUGGCACAUAAUCAAAUUUCACAGAGCUUCUAAAGCAAACAAGAAACCAGUUCAGUUACCUCGAGGGAUGGUGAAAUCCCUAUUAUAUCAGAUUCUAGAUGGCAUUCACUAUCUGCAUGCUAACUGGGUGUUACACAGGGAUCUGAAACCUGCAAACAUUUUAGUAAUGGGUGAAGGACCAGAAAGAGGCAGAGUCAAAAUAGCUGAUAUGGGAUUUGCCCGAUUGUUUAAUUCGCCUCUGAAGCCUUUAGCAGACCUGGAUCCAGUCGUAGUAACAUUCUGGUAUCGAGCGCCAGAACUGCUUCUUGGGGCAAGGCACUAUACCAAAGCCAUAGAUAUUUGGGCCAUUGGCUGCAUAUUUGCAGAGCUGUUAACAUCGGAACCUAUUUUUCACUGUCGUCAAGAGGAUAUCAAAACUAGUAAUCCUUAUCAUCAUGACCAGCUAGACAGAAUAUUCAAUGUGAUGGGAUUUCCAGCAGAUAAAGAUUGGGAAGACAUUAAAAAGAUGCCAGAACAUUCAACAUUGAUGAAAGAUUUCAGAAGAAACACAUAUACUAACUGCAGCCUUAUCAAGUAUAUGGAGAAACAUAAAGUAAAGCCAGAAAGCAAAGCGUUCCAUUUGCUUCAAAAACUACUCACCAUGGACCCAACCAAGAGAAUUACCUCAGAACAGGCUAUGCAGGACUCCUAUUUCCUUGAAGACCCUCUCCCUACUUCAGAUGUGUUUGCAGGUUAUCAGAUUCCUUAUCCAAAACGAGAAUUUCUUACAGAAGAUGAACCCGAUGAUAAGGGAGACAAGAAGAACCAACAGCAACAGCAGGGCAAUAACCACACGAAUGGAGGUGGCCACCCAGGGAACCAAGACAACAGUCAUACACAAGGACCCCCUCUGAAGAAAGUCCGAGUCGUUCCUCCUACCACUACCUCAGGUGGACUUAUAAUGACCUCAGAUUAUCAGCGUUCCAACCCACAUGCUGCCUAUCAGAAUCCUGGAGCAGGAACGUCACAGCCACAGAGCAGCAUGGGAUAUUCAACUACCUCCCAGCAACCUCCACAGUACUCCCAGCAGACACUCCGGUACUGAGCUCUGGCUGAUCCUAAACUGAAUGCACUCUCUGUGAGGCUGCAGACUGAACAUAUGGCUGGCAGCCUGGGCUCUGGCCCAGCUCCCAAGAAUGUACUGUGUAACCACAUUAGCCAAGUUCUUUUGUUUCCACAGAUGGAGCAUCGCCUCCAUAAUAUAAAGUACUUGGGUUAGACUUGAAAAGAAAGCUCUAGCACAGUUUGUGUUUAUUGACAUGCUGCUUUCAUAGUUUACUUGACCUGCUUCAAACCAACCAUUCCCUGCCCCCCCUUCCAAUUACAGAUUAUAGCAGUCGAAGCUGUGAAUGUGCUAGAGCAACCAUUUCUUAUUUUUGGUGGUGAAUGUCCUUGCCGUAUCACAUUUUUUUUAAUAGCAAGAAAAUAUCUCCUAAACUGGUACUUGAAGAGCAGUUACAUUUAAUGGUCAAGGUAUUCAUGAUGCAGAAUAUACAUUUCGUACAGUUUUCACGUUUAGGUGCUUUUGUGGGUAGAUUGCUUAAUGUCUUAUCAGUGUUUUAUGUCAAAUGUAUUUGCUGCACAAGAUUUUACCUGUGUGUAAACUUCAUAAUUUAUCAUCUGAUCGUAACAUCCCAAAGAUUUCAGCAGGGCAGAUUGUGAACUUGCAACCACACUGUUCCAACAUGCCUUGACCCCCUUUUCUUUGUAAUUUAAUUUACUUGACUGAUAACACAGCUGCUACAUUUGAUUUACCUGCAGUAGAUGGAACUGUAUUGAGUAUUUCUGGUAUCUUAUCAAUUUAUCUGUUUCUUCAGAAGACAAUUAUCCAAUUGCUAUGGACAGUGUUCUUUUUAUUUCUGUUGGUGUUGCUGAUUUGUGAGCAUGCUUUUCAGGAAAACAAGCAUGUACUUUGUCUCUGCAGGUUUGAAGUUUCAGUUCAGAUAUUUCAUCAUGAAUCUUCAAAGCUGAUGUAGUGAAUUUCAUUUUCGUUGAAUUUUUUUUGAUGAAAAUGUUUGCACUGCAAUGGGUGAGCUUAAGAUGAUUGUGAAUUGUAGGAGGGCCUUAGAAUUAAUCUAAAAAUGUAACAUACAUUGUACUGUAUUAUUUUACAUGAAUGAAGCAAGUAUUCUGACAAUAAAUUUUGAAAACUUAUACUGGUAACAUUAAAACUACUGUUACAUUUUAAUCAGACGGCACAGAUGUGGUAUUAUGAGCCAAAUCUCCUUGAUUCAAGUUUGGUGAGUAUCAGUUUAAAUUAAUAGUUAUAAUCACAAACACACUUUUCUCAAGCAGUUUUUCCACAUAGUAUAUUUUUAUUUAAAUUUUCAUACUUAAAUUUUCAUAACUCAUUAAGAGGUUACCAUCUAUGCAAAGUUUACUUCAGUAUAUAUAAUCUUGCAUUGUCCAAUCACAAUAGGAUAUUUUCUUGAUGCUUGUAGCUGCUUGUCGCAUUAUUUUUUUUAAAAAAAACCCUGGUUACUGAUGCCCCCUUCUGAUCAGUUGUGGCACUGUAGCAAUGGAAGAGUGAAGCAACUCACUUUUGUCAUCUUCCAAUGAAGCUGCCUAAUAUGCUACUUAUUACUUACAAAUUUCAUUCCAACAUAGUCACACCUUGUGUACUAAAUCUGGAGCAAAAAAAAAUUAAUUUUCUGAAUUUUAUUUGUUCAACUACUUUCAUAAUAACUGUAUGAUUGAAAUGUGAUUGGUAAAACACUAAAGUCCACAAUCAUAAACAUGGAUUUGUUAGUUUCAUAAAUGAACCCACCUGAAUAAAUCAAUGACCCCUUAUCUCUUACACUGGCAUUUGGUAGUGUCUGUGGUCCCAAGCUUUUAACUAAAUGAUGCAUUUGUAUGGGAAUAAAAUGUACAGUGAACAUUUUCUAAACGCGUAGAGAAUAAAAUAAUCUAUUGAAAUGUACAGCAUUUACAAUGUCCCAGCCUUUGGCCCCACAAAAAACAUUUUUCAUUAAUAGAAGGAAAAUGGAUCAGACAACUCCAUAACUCGUGGUGGUUUCAGUGAUGUGACUUGACUGACAUUGACGACUGUCAAGAAUUUUCAUGCAUAUAAACAUUUCUGAAUACCAGCUUCUAGGAAGGUAACUGCGGCAAACUCGCUGGUCACACCCUAGUAGGGUAAUGGCUUUUAAGGUCACUAAAAAUGUAGCUGAAAAUGAAUUCUAUCUGCCUGAACAUUAUACACUUGCAGGUUAUGCAAGUUAUAAUAUUACAAAAAUAGUGUAACCUGUUUCUCCACCAAGAUUUAUUUAAAUACAGUGCUUGUGGUUAAAGUGCCCUGUUUGAGAAAUAUCUAGAAAGAACCUAUAUUCCGAUAUGAAAUUGUUCUAAAUUAAUCGUUAUAAAUCCAGAAUCUAUUGCCAUUUACAUCACCAGCAUAUUUUCAUCUAUUUUGAAUUGUAUACUAUAGAAAUGAAAACGCAUUGAAAAUAUAUUUACCGUAUGAAUGUUUUUUAAACAGCAAACUUGCUCUGCUGAAAUAAAGUAAAUUUGUAAGUAAUUACAGUACUACCAAUAUGUUCAGUUUCCAUUUUUAGAGCUAAGCUUGAUUAGGGUUUAAAAACUGUUUGGUGAGGCUACAAAGUUUGUUCAAAUUCCAAUACAAACGAUUGGGCUUUUGUUUUCCUUUGCUCAGUACGAGAGUCCAGUUUGAAUAUACAGGCUCAGUACCAUAAGGCAAUUUGUAUUUGUCCUUGUGAAUAAAAAUAUUAGAAUGAAAUAGAUUUAUUUUGAGAAGUAGGAUUAAGGCCUACAAUCGGUGCAAUGUUAAAAGCCCUUGGGUAAGUUUAAGAAACACUGCUUAAUUACUAGGUUUCAUAUCUAAUAACUGCAGUGUAUCAAUUGAUUCAUUAAACCUUAUUUUUCUUUUGUGUUUUUUUUAUUGGGUUGGGGAAGAGAAGACAGAUUUAAUAACAUUUUGUUGAACAGAAUGUAUUAGAAUUGGUAUUAAAUAUUGCUUGCUGUCGAAUACUUUGUACAGUAUUUCAUAUGAACUCUGAAAUAAAUCUUUAGUUGAAAAAGUAAAA
Callorhinchus milii (elephant shark) is the source of this 4562-nucleotide messenger RNA. It is a transcript of the gene cdk8, whose product is annotated as cyclin-dependent kinase 8. The coding region runs from base 170 to 1564 and encodes 464 amino acids. Gene Ontology annotation, cellular component: mediator complex; nucleus. NCBI's taxonomy places the organism in Eukaryota, Metazoa, Chordata, Chondrichthyes, Chimaeriformes, Callorhinchidae. Gene Ontology annotation, molecular function: ATP binding; cyclin-dependent protein serine/threonine kinase activity; RNA polymerase II CTD heptapeptide repeat kinase activity. The transcript has 14 exons. The record is from RefSeq and is a predicted model, not a curated record. Gene Ontology annotation, biological process: protein phosphorylation.